AUGGCGAAUGACGAAUACGACUUCCUGUUCAAGGUUGUCCUUAUCGGAGACUCUGGUGUCGGUAAAUCCAAUCUUUUGAGUCGAUUUACUCGAAAUGAAUUCAAUUUAGACUCAAAGUCGACCAUCGGUGUAGAGUUCGCAACUCGAUCCAUUCAAGUGGAUGCAAAGACAAUCAAGGCGCAGAUUUGGGAUACCGCUGGACAGGAAAGAUAUCGCGCCAUUACAUCCGCUUAUUAUAGAGGUGCCGUUGGAGCUCUUCUGGUCUACGAUAUCAGCAAACACCAAACCUACGAAAAUGUUACAAGAUGGUUGAAGGAGUUGAGGGAUCAUGCUGACUCUAACAUCGUCAUCAUGUUGGUCGGAAACAAGAGCGAUUUAAGGCAUCUUAGGGCUGUACCUACGGAGGAAGCCAAACAAUUUGCGAGCGAAAACAACCUAUCCUUUAUUGAAACCUCAGCUCUCGACGCGAGCAACGUUGAGCUUGCCUUUCAAAACAUUCUUACUGAAAUCUAUCGAAUUGUAUCUCAGAAAGCCCUCGAUAACGGUGAUUCUGCACAGGCCACUAUCGGAAGUGGUACAAAUAUUACUCUUACACCCCCUCCUUCAGACGAGGCAGCGAAGGGAGGCGGAAAAUGCUGUUAA
This is a messenger RNA of Sclerotinia sclerotiorum 1980 UF-70, 642 nucleotides long. RefSeq lists its product as hypothetical. NCBI's taxonomy places the organism in Eukaryota, Fungi, Ascomycota, Leotiomycetes, Helotiales, Sclerotiniaceae. The transcript is spliced from 5 exons. Gene Ontology annotation, cellular component: recycling endosome. Gene Ontology annotation, molecular function: GTPase activity; GTP binding. Gene Ontology annotation, biological process: exocytosis. The record is from RefSeq and is a predicted model, not a curated record. Bases 1 to 642 code for a protein of 213 amino acids.